UUUAUUUUUAUUUUUUUUUCUUCUUCUUAUCUUUAUAACCCUACAUAUACUUUUAUAUACAUUUAUAUAUAUUUUAAUAUGAAAGUUUUUGCUUUAUCAGCUAUUGUAGCUACAUUACUUGCUACUGUUUCUGAGGCUGCUAUUUCUAGGAUUCCCAUUAAAAAAAUUCAAGAAUCACCUUCUGAAAAAUUUCAACGAUAUGCUAAUACCGGUGAAUAUUUAACUCAAAAAUAUUUUGGUUCUCAACGUCAACAAAAUAAUGUUCUUCCUUUCCAAGCUAAGCCUGAUGGAAGCGUAGAACAUGGUGUUCCUAUUUCAAAUUAUAUGAAUGCUCAGUAUUACGGUGACAUCCAAAUUGGUACUCCUCCCCAAACCUUUUCUGUUGUAUUUGAUACAGGCUCUUCAAACCUUUGGGUCCCUUCAACUCAUUGUAAAUCAAUUGCUUGUUUUAUGCAUCGUCGUUAUGACUCUUCUCAAUCAAGUACGUUUGCUGAAAAUGGUACCGAGUUUUCUAUUCAAUAUGGUACAGGCUCUUUGGAAGGCUUCAUUAGUCAGGAUACACUUCGUGUAGGUGGAAUUAAGAUAGAGGAUCAAGGCUUUGCAGAGUCUGUAAAGGAGCCCGGCUUCACUUUUGCCUUGGCUCGUUUUGAUGGUAUCUUUGGUCUUGGUUAUGAUACCAUCUCUGUUCAACAUACAGUCCCCCCUUUCUAUCAUAUGGUCAACAGAGAUUUGGUAGAUGAACAACUCUUUUCAUUUUGGUUGAAUGAUGUUAAUAAAGGGGGUGAGGAAGAGGGUGGUGAACUUGUCUUUGGUGGUGUUAAUCCUGAUCAUUAUAAGGGCAACAUUACUUGGGCCCCUAUUAGAAGAAAAGGUUACUGGGAAAUUGAAUUGGAAAAUAUUAAGUUUGGUGAUGAAUACAUCGAUUUAGAUCCUGUCGGUGCUGCUAUCGAUACAGGUUCUUCACUUCUAAUUGCUCCUACUACAAUUGCUGAUUUGAUUAACCAUGAAUUGGGUGCUAAAAAGAACUGGGCUGGUCAAUAUAUCCUUGAUUGCUCAAAUGUUCCUUCCCUCCCCGAAUUUUGUUUCGUCUUUGCUGGCAAGGAUUUCUGUUUACAGGGUAAGGACUAUGUUCUUCAAGUACAAAAUCAAUGUAUUUCUGGUUUUAUGGGUAUGGAUAUUCCUGAACCCGCUGGUCCUCUUUGGAUUGUAGGCGAUGUUUUCCUUCGCAAGUUUUAUAGUAUUUAUGAUCUUGGUAACAACAGAGUAGGUUUAGCUGAAUCCAAGUAAACUAAAACAAUCUACAUAUCAAAUAAAGUCUAUUUUUGUUUUUUUUUUAACAUUUCUCUUC
Cokeromyces recurvatus is the source of this 1348-nucleotide messenger RNA. RefSeq names its product endopeptidase. Gene Ontology annotation, molecular function: aspartic-type endopeptidase activity. The record is from RefSeq and is a predicted model, not a curated record. Lineage: Eukaryota; Fungi; Mucoromycota; Mucoromycetes; Mucorales; Mucoraceae. Gene Ontology annotation, biological process: proteolysis. The coding region runs from base 79 to 1287 and encodes 402 amino acids. The transcript is spliced from 3 exons.